AUGAGAGCAAGUAGUGCUACUCUUCUCUUCUCCUUUCUUCUUUUUUCAUCACUGUUGCAUAGACCCACCUUUGCCACUAAAAGGUCAUAUGUCAUCUAUCUGGGCCUUCAUUCCCAUAGUUCUCAAGUUUCAACCACUGAUUUCAAUCGAGUUACAGACUCCCACUACGAAUUUCUUGGCUCCUGUUUGGGAAGUAAAGAUAAGGCCAAAGAUGCAAUCUUUUACUCAUACACAAGGCAUAUCAAUGGUUUUGCUGCCAUUCUUGAAGAUGAGGAAGCUGCCCAGAUAGCCAGGCAUUCCAAGGUAGUCUCAGUGUUCUUGAACAGAGGUAGAAAAUUACAUACAACCAGAUCAUGGGAUUUUAUGGGUCUUGAAGAUAAUGGUGUAAUUCCUUCUGGUUCGAUCUGGAAUAAGGCAAGAUUUGGUGAAAAUACAAUCAUAGGAAACCUUGACACAGGUGUUUGGCCAGAGUCAAAGAGCUUUAGUGAUGAAGGAAUGGGACCAAUUCCAUCAAAAUGGAAAGGAGUCUGUCAAAAUGGUGCAGAUGCUAGCUUCCACUGUAAUCGGAAGCUGAUAGGAGCAAGAUACUUCAACAAAGGUUAUGCUUCUGUUGUUGGACCUCUCAACUCCUCUUUUCAUUCACCACGCGAUCAUGAAGGCCAUGGGUCCCACACCUUAUCAACGGCCGGUGGUAACUUUGUAUCAGAUGCCAGUGUCUUUGGGUAUGGGAAUGGAACAGCUAAAGGCGGAUCACCACAUGCCCGGGUUGUUGCUUAUAAAGUUUGCUUCCCCCCUGUGAAUGGAAAUGAGUGUUUUGAUGCAGAUAUAUUGGCAGCAUUUGAUAUGGCCAUUCAAGAUGGAGUAGAUGUGUUGUCUGUAUCUCUUGGUGGGGAUGCUGUUCCCUUUUUCAACGAUAGUGUUGCCAUUGGCUCUUUUCAUGCCGUUAAGCAGGGUAUAGUCGUGGUUUGUUCGGCUGGAAAUUCUGGACCCGAUGAUGGCACCGUGUCCAACGUUGCAGCCUGGCAAAUCACAGUUGGAGCUAGCACCAUGGACCGCCAGUUCCCUAGUUAUGCUGUUCUUGGCAAUAAGAUGCGUUUCCAGGGUGAAAGUCUUUCGGCAAAAGCAUUGCCAAGAAACAAGUUCUUUCCGAUAAUAAGCUCUCUCGAAGCCAAAGCAGCCAAGGCACAAGCCAAAGACGCGCAGCUUUGUAAGGCUGGAUCACUGGAUCCCAAUAAGGCCAAAGGGAAAAUAUUGGUUUGUCUUCGGGGAGAAAACGCAAGGGUUGACAAAGGCCAAGAAGCUGCUUUGGCUGGUGCUGUUGGAAUGGUUCUUGCCAACAAUGAUCUUUCCGGCAAUGAGAUUAUUGCAGACCCUCAUGUCUUCCCUGCUACACACAUAACUUACACCGAUGGUCUUGCUGUCUAUCGAUAUCUCAAUUCAACCAAGACUCCAAUGGCGUACAUCACGCAUCCAUCAACUCAAUUAGAGACAAAGCCAGCUCCAUUCAUGGCAGCUUUCUCAUCCAAGGGACCUAACAUCAUCACCCCGGAGAUUCUUAAGCCCGAUAUAACUGCACCCGGUGUGAGUAUAAUAGCUGCUUACACAGAAUCACAAGGACCAACGAAUCAAGAUUUUGAUACGCGAAGAGUUCAAUAUAAUUGUGUAUCCGGCACUUCCAUGUCAUGCCCUCAUGUUGCCGGUAUUGUUGGGCUACUGAAAACCCUGCAUCCCAAUUGGAGUCCAGCAGCAAUUAGAUCCGCCAUCAUGACCACAGCAAGAACACGCGACAAUGCAGUAGAACCAAUUACAAAUGCAUCCCACACGAAAGCAACACCUUUUAGCUAUGGAGCAGGGCACGUGCAGCCAAACCGAGCCAUGGACCCUGGUCUGGUUUAUGAUCUGACCACUAACAGUUACCUGGACCUCAUGUGUGCACUCGGCUACACCAAGUCUCAAAUCGAGAAGUUCUCAGAAACACCCUAUUCAUGCCCAUCCAAGAACAUUAGUCUCACAGACUUCAACUAUCCAUCAAUCACCGUGCCUAACCUCAAUGGCUCGAUCACAGUGACUAGAACCGUUAGGAAUGUGGGUUCGCCGGCCACUUACAAGGUCCGAGUCUUUAAGCCGGCUGGCAUAUCUGUCCAGGUUCAGCCAAAGAAGUUGAAGUUUAAAAAGAGUGGUGAAGAGAAAAGGUUCAAGGUUAGUUUGAAGUCCAAGAAGGGCAGGGGUGGUGGGCAAUAUGUUUUUGGUCAACUAGUAUGGUCAGAUGGAAAGCAUUAUGUGAGGAGUUCCAUUGUGGUUAAGACCAUAUGAUUUGAGUGGACAAAGAUAUGUCUCUAU
Cynara cardunculus var. scolymus (artichoke) is the source of this 2340-nucleotide messenger RNA. RefSeq names its product subtilisin-like protease SBT5.3. NCBI's taxonomy places the organism in Eukaryota, Viridiplantae, Streptophyta, Magnoliopsida, Asterales, Asteraceae. The transcript has 11 exons. Gene Ontology annotation, molecular function: serine-type endopeptidase activity. Gene Ontology annotation, biological process: proteolysis. Bases 1 to 2313 code for a protein of 770 amino acids. The record is from RefSeq and is a predicted model, not a curated record.